This is a messenger RNA of Acanthoscelides obtectus, 3473 nucleotides long. NCBI's taxonomy places the organism in Eukaryota, Metazoa, Arthropoda, Insecta, Coleoptera, Chrysomelidae. The record is from the annotation of a GenBank genome assembly.
GUCAAACGUCCAAAUUAAGUUAAGUAAUGACAGUUUGAUUUUGAAUCGUAAAUCAGCAGUCGAUCAAAAUUUCGAAAUAUAUUCUUAGUGAUUUUCUUGUGGGUAUUAGCUAAAAUUUCGUGUAUACUUUAGCCAUGACAGGAUUAGAAGACGAUGAUAUCAGUGAGAUAGAAUUGGAAAAAAGCGAGUAUGCGAAUAAGCGGAAUGAGCUGAUGCAAAAUUCUCAGCCAUGACCAACUAGGGUUUCGCAAGAGAAAAAACCAAGACCAAGACUGCAUUUUUUGCAAGAUCAAUAAAAAGACUUGACCCGCAACACCAGGACCAAGACUAAGAGUGAGCGAUCUUGCAAAGACUACUCGCCCAAAAUAUUGACAUCUGAUAAUUUGUAAAUUGAAUUUGUUGAAUGCUUCUAGAAAGUGAAGAUUCAAAAGGUCAAGCGAACAUUAUGGCUGUUUCUUGGAGGCAAGACCAAAACCAAGACAAUGUUAUAAGACCAAGACCAUUCAAGUCUUGUUCUUGGCAUUGUGAAGUCUUAUGACUAACUACAAGCAACGUUGUUUCAUGCCAUUUAGGAAUCAGCAGUACGAUAUAGGUUAAAUCUGGAGGAUGGAGAAGACACAAACGGAAAGCAAAGAAGCAGAUUCAGUCCACUGAAAAACUGAGCGUAAUACUACUUACGUACCAUCCUUGUCAGAUGCGACACGCGUACUAGGUAAACCGUUGGCGAAUCUUGUGUUCAACCAAUGUCAGUCUGCGCUGAGGGUUAAUUUUGGAUUAGAGUCUCCUUUACAAGGACCUAAAGGAGACAUGUGGGUUGCACCAAGUGAUCUGUUGAUCGGAAAGGUGGCUCUGACUCCUCCACUCACCAGAAAACACAUUCAGGCGCUUACACAUGAAGGCAUCAUGGCAAUUGGCCAUGGGAUCGAACAGAAAUUCAUAAACGAAAUGGAGGACGAAAAGGCCAUAGCGCUAGCUCACCAAAGAAGAAUCUUGUUGGAAUCUUUUGACGACAUAGUCAGGGCUGAAGUUAAAGAUGCUGAACAAAGAGAAAAAGCGGCGGCUAGAAGGGAGAUUGAAAGGUUAACUCAGGACUUCGAGAAUACACUCGUGUUGUCUCUGAAUAAUUUGGAAGACAAUUUAAGGCAUGAGUACCAAACUCUGAUCCAGACCCAGGAGGAGGAAGAGGCGCAAAGGUGGAUGAAAAGAAUGGAAGAGGAGGUACAAAAAACGGUCGAGGAAAUGACUGCACAAUAUCUGGAAAAGAUGGCCAUUCAAGAAGAGGUGCUGUCCAAGUAUUUCAAACACGAGCUAUCAAAAGCCGAGAUUCAUCGUCAGUACGAUUUAGGGAAGCAAGAUGCCAAGUUCAGGUACCGUCUGAGGCAAUUGAAGCAUAAUCUCGAGUGUAAGAAUCUAGCCAACAUGAUGUACAUAAUAUGCAUGGAAAGACGCAAAUGUUAUGAAGAGAAGUUGAGGAUAGAGAAGUAUUAUGUGGCUGAGAUUUCUAAGCUCAAAGGCACUAUCGAGAGCAAGAAGUCGGUGAUCAAGAAGUUGAACAAAGAAAUGGUUGUUAAGAAACAGGAGGCGAGCCUUCGCGAAACAUGCAUUCUGGAAAUCAUUAAACAGUUCCAGAAGUUCAUAAACUUCGCUCUACGGGCCGCACCAACUCAAGCUGAGUUUUUACUUUCGGUAGAAAAAAUGAUGGUGUUCGAACUAGUGGACGCCAUGUUGAAAUCGAAGCUCUGUACUACACAACCACCUUGCUACACCCUACAACCUUGGAUGACCCCAGAAAGGUACCUUUCUGAAGCUGACAUCCCUGGAUUGAGCAUUGAGGAUUUCCAUGAUUGCCUGAAUGAACUUCCAUCUCCAAGAAAACCCAACGAGGGGGAGGACUCUUUGCCGUCGUUUACGUACAAGGAUCGGCUUUAUGUCAGGGAGGAUUUCAGGGACAUUAUUUUGAACGGUAUUGAACUGAAGCCCAGCGACGAACUUUGGAGUAAAGACGUGGAAAUCCUGAUGAGCGAGUUGAGACAGGUUGUAAAACCCAGCGAAUCGCAACGCCUUACAGGAAAGGGUUCUAAAGAUAGCGGCAGCAGUAGGCGAUCCUCCAUUCUGAGACGCAGUCACUUCGACUCAAGGGCCAACGUCAUGAUCGAAGACAAACAGUCGAUGGCUGAGACUCAACCAACUGGCCCCGAUGCAGAAGACCCAGCGUUUGUUGCAAAGACAAUUCCAUGUCAAAAGGCUUCGCUGACAUUCAAGAAACCGGUCACGAACAAAAUCGACUUCCAGAAAAUUGGUUCUGUGGAACGAGAGCCUUACCUCCUAAGCACCAGGAGCUCGCUAGAGCUGAUACUCGAAAAGGGAUCCGUCAGACAGUUUACCAAAGACCAUGAGGAAGAAUCCGAACGUAUUAGAAUCGAUAAAGAUAUUACUCGCCACUCUCCUCCAUUUACGUCGAUCACAUCUCAGACCAACAAUUCUCUGGUGUAUAAAAACAAAGAAAGCCAAGUAGUGUAUCUCUGAGAAGAUGUGAAAAAAAGUUGGUUGAGUAGCAAGGUCGCAUCUGGAUGAUUAUGUGUACAAAAUCAGUGAUACGAGUAUUCGCUAUAAGAUGAUCCAACUGCCUCCAGUGAAAUUGUACCAGUGGACAUGCUGGAGAUAAAAGAUAGUUUGGUACGCCACGAGGUGACGUUACUGAAGAAAAAGGAGGAAUGGAAAAUUGAGCCAAAAGAUUCAAUAGAAGUACAAAGAUAUUCUCAUGUAGAGUUGCGCAAAAAAUCUUCCAAACUUACUUCAGCGAGAAAUUCAGUCGAGAUGAUACGGGAGUCCAAGAUGAAGUUAAGGGAGCCUAUUCCAUGUCCUCAAAAAAUUUGCAGAGAUAAGGACAAGUCUGAUAAGAGAUCUGUGUCCAGCUGGUCGCUGAAAGAGUCUAUCUGCAUGCGUUGCGGUCUACAUCAAGCUAGUUCCAUGGAGUCAUCAGUGUCACGCAGUUGCAGGUCACCAAAGGAAAUGAGCAGGAGGGAGUCCAAUGGGCAAGACCAGAAGGACAUAUCUGCCGAACGUGGCUCUUCUGUUGUCAAACUCUCAUCUGUCAAGAUUAUCAGCUCAGCUGACUAUGACAGACAGCUGGGAGUAUCCUUUGAUUCGAAAGACGCUGUGCUAGAAAAUAAGAUAGAAGUCGAGCACUUGGAGAGAAUGUAUAAAGCGAAAAAGUCUUCAAAAACAGGUACAAAGAAGCGACCAAUAAAAGGCAAAUUCGUCGAAAAACUACCAACAGCAGAAGUGGUGGGCCAACAGAAUACCAAGCACCACUUGCAGGAUACUACAGAGUUCACUGCGGAACGGAUUCAUUCAUUCAUUGAACUCAUUAAAGAUCAUCCGAAUCUCUUGAGAACAUUUACAGCUGUUACCAGAUAAAAUAUGUGAUUCUAUUUCACACUGAAAUAAACAUUAACAAUAUUUUAUUCUCA